GGUACCAAAUUUUGGCUCAUUGUGGCUUCGGAGUGGCUGCUACUCACGCUCACUUGCACUCCUCUACCGCUUUGAAGCGUAUCAAAAAUGGCGAUGGAAGAAACAUCUCUUCCUCCGCAACUUGAGAGGCUUUCUACGCUCAUUGACCAGAAGCCACAGGGACUGGCGGUCGGCGACAGUGACCUCCGAGUUGAGGCACUCAAAGCCACAAAAUACCUAUAUGACAUAGCUUUGAAGUCCGAGGCAGAGUCUAGGGGACACAUUACUGAGCUGUUGUCGUCCAUUUCUCCUUCCCUUGCGCCACAGACACGCUCGCAGACCGCCGCUCGCACCCAGAACGCCGCUCAGUCGCACGAAGAUGCUCCGGACUUUGAGGCGACACCAUUGACCGAGCUCUUCGUCGAAGGGAUGGACGAGGAACAGAUAUGGUCCCAGCUGGAGCUGAGGGCUGAGAAUGUCUGUCGUGUCCUCCAAUACGCGCUUGAUGGGAUGGUCGAAACAAUAGACGACGAUGAAGAAGAAGACGAGGAGGAGGAGGAAGAAGAAGAAGAAGAGGCCGAGGCCGAGGAAGGUAUCAGGAGGAUGAGACAGAUCAUAGCGGAGGCCGAGGACGAUGGCAUGGAGAUCUACGAAGGCAUGGACGUCGACAAUGAUGACGAGGAUGGCGAUGAAGGCGAGGAGGAUGAUGAUGAGUCCGAGGACGACCCGGAUGAAGACCUCGGUGAAGAUAUCGUUGAGCUCCGUGACCCUUCAGACGAGGAGGACGAGGAGGAUAAGGAGAGCGAGGCGAAGGAGAGACGUCCGCUCUAUCUCGACACGGAAGAGACCUCGCUUUUUUUCAGCAGACAACCCCCCAGACCCCCGAAACGGAAGGGCAAAGGUGUCGGCCACCCAGAGCUGGACGACGGGUUCUUUGACCUUGCGGCCUUCAACCGGGAGACUGAGGAAGCGGAGGCUGGGGCUGUGUCCAAAGGCAGACUUGGCAAGGGCAAGAAGGACAGCGAUGAUGAGGAUGAGAAUAUGGAAGACGACGUCGAUUUGUUUGCACCAGUUGACGACGCUGGGGAGGCCUUCGAGGAGGAUGUCUUAGAAGAUGGCGGCGGUGAACUGUUCUACAAGGACUUCUUCGACCCUCCUGCUCGUGAUCCUCGGGCGAAUGUGAAGGGGAAGGGCAAAGCGAAGGCUAUGACACCUCGAGCAAGCGUUCGCUUCCACGAGCAAGUCAGAGUGAAGAAGAUCAAGGCAAGGGGCAAAAACCUGCCUACUUCGUCGUUGUAUUCCCAGGAUGAUGACGAUGACGACGAUGAUGAGGAAGACGGAGAUUUCGAAUACAACGAAGAGGAUGACGACGACUUUGGCAGUGGGUCCGAGUCCAUGGACGAAGACAACUCAGAACAUGACGGCUCAGAGGACAGUGAGGUCGAUGACGAGGAGGGAAGUUAUGAGGAUGACAGUACGGCUGUCGAGGGCGAGGAUGGCGGUCUUCAGACGAUGGAACGCUUCAAGGAUGACCUGUUCGCGGAAGAGGAAGACAUGCAGCCAGACAUGACUACGCAUGAGAAACGCAUGGCUGCACUCCGAGAAGAGAUAGCCGCGCUGGAGGCUGAGAACGUCGCAAAGAAGGAGUGGACGCUCAUGGGCGAGGCAACAUCACGUUCACGACCGCAGAACUCCUUACUGGAAGAAGACCUGGAGUAUGAACGACUGAUGAAGUCCGUGCCUAUCAUCACCGAGGAGGUCGUGCAGAGCCUCGAGGAGCGUAUCAAAGCUCGCAUUCAAGAGAACCAGUUUGAUGAUGUUGUUCGGCGGCGACCGGUGGACGACAAGCCCUUCCUACCAUCUCGCUUUUUCGAGCUGCAGGACACCAAGUCGAAGCAGUCGCUGGCUGAGAUAUAUGAGGAUGAGUACACGGCUGCGCAGACCGGAGGCGUUGCAGGCGAGGAUCGCGAUGGCAAGCUCAAAAAGGAGCACGAAGAGGUCGAGAAGCUGUGGGAGCAGAUCUCGGGGAAGCUCGACGCACUAUGCAAUGCUCACUUCACACCGAAGGCGCCCAAAGGUUCGAUAUCCACCAUAUCAAACGUCGCAGCAGCGUCGAUGGAAUCCGCGCUCCCUACGACCAUGUCUACCUCCUCUAUGCUUGCGCCCGAGGAAGUCUUCGCCCCACCGUCCGCAACCGAUCUCCAUGCGAAGAGCGAGCUCACACCCGCUCAAAAACGUGCUCUCCGUAACAAGGAGAAGAAGGCUAAGAAGAAAGCCCGGGAUGUACUGGAGAAGAGCGUGGACAAGUUUGCGCAGUCUAGGAGGCCCAGCAGUGUCAAGAGGCAGAAGGAAGCGGCGCUGAAGAGCGUAGUAAAGAGUGGGAAGGGCGUCACUGUGGUCGGAAAGCAGGCCAAGGAUAUCACUGGCAAACGUGCCCGGACAAAGUCAUGAUUGUAUCGUCGAUCUCUCCUCGUGUAUUGACUGAUCGCUGUUGCGGAUGAUCUGCACUUGUCCCUUGUUGUAGCUGUGGCUGUGCUUGUGUUACUCUCUUCCACAUUAGUAACAAUAAUAUCUAGGAGGACGCUGUACAGCAUCUCCGGUGCAUGUCGAAAUGCAGUAGAAGUUGUGCAUCGAA
Fomitopsis serialis is the source of this 2614-nucleotide messenger RNA. RefSeq names its product U3 small nucleolar ribonucleoprotein complex, subunit Mpp10. Gene Ontology annotation, cellular component: Mpp10 complex; sno(s)RNA-containing ribonucleoprotein complex; nucleus. The coding region runs from base 88 to 2430 and encodes 780 amino acids. The record is from RefSeq and is a predicted model, not a curated record. The transcript is spliced from 5 exons. Lineage: Eukaryota; Fungi; Basidiomycota; Agaricomycetes; Polyporales; Fomitopsidaceae. Gene Ontology annotation, biological process: rRNA processing.